UCUUUAAAGGCGUUCCCCGAAGCACGUGACUCCUCUCCGCCCGAGCGCCGCCGUGCCGCCAUCAUGGAUACCAGCCGUGUGCAGCCUAUCAAGCUGGCCAGGGUCACCAAAGUGCUGGGCAGGACCGGCUCGCAGGGACAGUGCACGCAGGUGCGCGUGGAAUUCAUGGACGACACGAGCCGCUCCAUCAUCCGCAACGUGAAAGGGCCGGUGCGCGAGGGCGACGUGCUCACCCUGUUGGAGUCCGAGCGAGAGGCUCGGAGGCUGCGCUGAGCUUGGCUGCCGGUGGGGUCCUGGAUGUUGGGGUCGACACUCGGGGAUGGUCAUGGUCUGCGACUGUUAAAUAAAGCGUUUGUGUGGUAUGUCA
Molecule: messenger RNA, 367 nt
Organism: Carlito syrichta (Philippine tarsier)
Lineage: Eukaryota; Metazoa; Chordata; Mammalia; Primates; Tarsiidae
Gene: RPS28
Product: ribosomal protein S28
Exons: 4
Coding region: 64-273 (69 amino acids)
Biological process (GO): translation; maturation of SSU-rRNA; ribosomal small subunit assembly
Cellular component (GO): cytosolic small ribosomal subunit; ribosome
Molecular function (GO): structural constituent of ribosome
Source: RefSeq, a predicted model, not a curated record